This is a messenger RNA of Musa acuminata AAA Group (dessert banana), 1230 nucleotides long. Its product is annotated as GDSL esterase/lipase At2g23540-like. Bases 35 to 1135 code for a protein of 366 amino acids. NCBI's taxonomy places the organism in Eukaryota, Viridiplantae, Streptophyta, Magnoliopsida, Zingiberales, Musaceae. The record is from RefSeq and is a predicted model, not a curated record. Gene Ontology annotation, molecular function: hydrolase activity, acting on ester bonds. The transcript is spliced from 5 exons.
UCUCACAGAGUGACAGCGAGAGGCCGGUGAGGGAAUGGGCAUGGAUUCGGCCUUGGUGGUUGUGGUGCUUUGCGCCAUGGCAGCUGCUUGUGAGGGCGAUGAGGCUGUGGGAGCUUCGUUUGUGUUCGGUGACUCUCUCGUCGACGCCGGCAACAACAACUACCUUCCUUCGCUGUCCAAGGCCGACUUGCGACCGAACGGCAUCGACUUCGCGGCCUCCGGUGGACAGCCCACCGGAAGGUUCACCAACGGGAGGACCAUUGCAGACAUCAUUGGAGAGUUACUUGGGCAGAAAAGUUAUGCCCAACCAUUUUUAGCACCCAAUACAACAGGAUCAGUCAUACUAAAUGGAGUGAACUAUGCAUCUGGAGGUGCAGGAAUUCUGAAUGGGACAGGAAGAAUAUUUGUUAAUCGGCUUGGAAUGGACGUCCAAAUCGACUACUUCAACAUCACUCGGCGACAAUUGGAUGGACUGCUGGGGAAGGCCAAAGCAAAGCAGUUCUUGUGGAAGAAGGCCAUCUUCUCCAUCACCAUCGGAUCCAAUGACUUCCUCAACAACUAUCUUCUCCCCUUCUUCUCCGCGGGAGAACGACUCAUCGACUCACCCGAUGGCUUCGUCAACGACCUCAUCACCAGCAUGCGCAGCCAACUCAUACGGCUGUACUCGCUCGACGCGCGAAAGAUCGUGGUGUCCAACGUAGGACCCGUCGGAUGCAUCCCUUACCAAAAGACCAUCAACCGAAUCAAGGAGAACGAGUGUGUCAGCUUGCCCAACCUGCUCGCCGUUCGGUACAAUGCCCAGCUGAGGGACUUGCUCGCCGAGCUCAAUGACAACCUCCCCGGAGCCAGAUUUGUUCUUGCCAAUGUGUAUGAUCUGGUGAUGGAGCUGGUCACGAACUACCGAUCCUACGGCUUCAAGACUGCGAGCUACGCUUGCUGUGGCAAUGGCGGGCAGUAUCAAGGCAUCAUUCCGUGCGGACCGAUGUCGUCCAUGUGCGAGGAUCGCGCAGGCUACGUUUUUUGGGAUCCCUAUCACCCGAGCGAGGCGGCCAAUCUCUUCCUUGCCAAGUAUAUUGUUGAUGGGGACUCCAAGUAUGUAUCUCCCAUGAAUCUUCGACAACUCCUGCGGCUUUGACGUGUAAGUGAUGUGUUCUGAUGGCUUCGCGUGUGCUGAGUUAAUCUUGGUGUUCUUGUAACAUGAAAUCUAUCAAGGGUUCAUCAUUGAAGCCA